Pseudozyma hubeiensis SY62 is the source of this 1134-nucleotide messenger RNA. RefSeq names its product isocitrate dehydrogenase. Gene Ontology annotation, cellular component: mitochondrion. Gene Ontology annotation, biological process: isocitrate metabolic process; tricarboxylic acid cycle. Gene Ontology annotation, molecular function: NAD binding; isocitrate dehydrogenase (NAD+) activity; magnesium ion binding. The record is from RefSeq and is a predicted model, not a curated record. The transcript is spliced from 3 exons. Bases 1 to 1134 code for a protein of 377 amino acids. Lineage: Eukaryota; Fungi; Basidiomycota; Ustilaginomycetes; Ustilaginales; Ustilaginaceae.
AUGACGUCCACAGCCGCCAAGAUCCUCAAGAACGCCUCUUCGGGAGUGCUGCGCCUCGGAAUGAUGCCUGCCGAUGGUAUCGGACGCGAAGUGCUCCCCUGUGCUCAGAGGGUGCUUCAAAACACCCCCGGUGCACCCAAGUUCGAGUUCGUCCAUCUCGACGCCGGAUUCGAGCACUUCCAAAAGACCGGCUCGGCUCUGCCAGAGGAGACGGUCAAGGCGCUCAAGAGUGACUGCCACGGUGCCAUGUUCGGUUCCGUCUCGAGCCCUUCCCACAAGGUCGAGGGUUACAGCUCGCCCAUCGUCAAGUUGAGGAAGGAGCUCGACUUGUACGCCAACAUUCGACCUGUCGUUGGUGUCAGGGGUACCAAGGACGAUGAGAAGUUCAUCGACAGUGUCAUCAUUCGCGAGAACACCGAGUGCUUGUACAUCAAAUCUGAGACGAGUGAAUCCGGUCCCGACGGCCAAAUCUCUCGAGCCAUCCGACAGAUCACCGAAAAAGCUUCUACCCGCAUUGGCAAAAAGGCCUUCGAAGUCGCCAUCGCACGCAAGGAACUGCGCAAGACCACGCAGCCCUCCUACACCCCCACCGUCACCAUCUGCCACAAGUCCAACGUGCUCUCAGUCACCGACGGCCUCUUCCGUACCUCCGUCCGCGGUGUGUACGAGCAGGAUCAAAAGUCCAACGGCGGUGCUGGUCGAUACGAGGGUGUCAAGCUCAACGAGCAGCUCGUCGAUUCUAUGGUCUACCGUCUCUUCCGUGAGCCUGAGGUGUUCGACGUUGUCGUUGCGCCCAACCUGUACGGUGAUAUCGUUUCGGAUGCUGCUGCUGCUUUGGUGGGAUCGUUGGGUCUCGUACCUUCGGUGAAUGCUGGUGACAACUUCUUCAUGGGUGAACCGGUCCACGGAUCAGCACCGGACAUCGCAGGUCAAGGCAAAGCCAACCCGAUCGCUUCCAUCCGUUCGGCCGCGCUCAUGCUCGAAUAUAUGGGCUACACAGAACCCGCACUCAAGAUCUACACCGCCGUAGACCAAGUCAUUCGCGAAGGCAAAUACCUCACCCCUGACCUCGGCGGCUCGGCUACCACCACCCAGUGCGAAGAGGCCAUCCUCAAGAAGAUCUCGGACGCUUAA